Messenger RNA from Parathielavia appendiculata, 2234 nucleotides. Its product is annotated as FAD/NAD(P)-binding domain-containing protein. Gene Ontology annotation, molecular function: N,N-dimethylaniline monooxygenase activity; flavin adenine dinucleotide binding; NADP binding. NCBI's taxonomy places the organism in Eukaryota, Fungi, Ascomycota, Sordariomycetes, Sordariales, Chaetomiaceae. The coding region runs from base 187 to 2052 and encodes 621 amino acids. The record is from RefSeq and is a predicted model, not a curated record. The transcript has 4 exons.
ACAGCUUUAGAUCCCUUAGGUGUCCUCCUCAUCUUACGCCUUUCCUGAUGUAGAUUCAGCAUGGCCUCUUUCUACUUUUCCAGCAACUCCCCCAUAUAUCUCUCGGCCGAGCGGGACUGGGACUGCGCCGUCAAGGCUGCGUCAAAACUCCCCAUCUGACCCCAGGAGUCCGAUUCAACAUUCAUCAUGGAGACUCUCGACCUCGUCGUCAUCGGAGCAGGAAUCUUUGGCCUUGCGACGGCAAAGAUGUUCCAGCAGCUGAAUCCCAACAAGACUUUGACCAUACUGGACUCCGGCUCAUCCAUCGGUGGUGUCUGGGGGAAGAGCCGGCUCUACCCAACCCUCAAGACCAACAACAUGCUGGGAAUGUUCGAAUACCCGGACUUCCCUAUGACCACUGAUGCCUUUGCUGUCCAGCCUGGCGAACACAUUUCAGGGGAGGUCAUGUACAGAUACCUCACCAGAUAUGCCGAGCAUUUCGGCAUUCUCGACAAGAUCCGCUACCGCACUGCAGUUCUCACCGCGGAGCAUCAUGACAGCUCAGAAGGAGGUUGGACCCUGACGGUUCAAAAUGACGGAACUCAGCACCGAAUAUUUGCGCGCAAGCUUGUUGUGGCCGCCGGCUUCACAUCGGAGCCAUUCUUACCCGGCAUCCAGGGCGAAGAGAUGUUUGGUGCACCCAUCUUCCACAGCAGGGAUCUUGUGAAGCACGCAGAUACCCAUGGCACAGCCAAGACGGUAACAGUGUUUGGCGGGACAAAAUCGGCCUGGGAUGCCGUAUACGCUUAUGCCUCCAAAGGCGUCAAGGUCCACUGGAUAAUUCGUGAAAGCGGCCACGGUCCAGUAUGGAUGGCGCCUCCCUAUGUCACUCCCUUGAAGAAAUGGUUGGAGAAGCUUGUCCACACACGCAUGCUAGCCUGGUUGAGCCCUUGCAUUUGGGGCGGGGUUGACGGGUACUCCGGAGUACGCUCCUUCUACCACAGAACCGCCAUCGGCCGCGCUGUCACCGACGCCUUCUGGUCGCUUUUGGGCCACGAUAUCCUCAGUUUGAACAAGUACGACUCACACCCGGAAACCAAGAAGCUCAAGCCGUGGAGCCACCCCAUGUUCACCGCAUCAUCUUUCUCCAUCCUGAAUUACCCCACCAGCAUUUUCGACCUGGUGCUCGACGGCACCGUCAGAGUGCACAUCGCCGACGUCACGGGCCUCUCCACGAUGACAGUGCACUUAUCCGAUGGUACACAACUUGAAACAGACCUACUCUGUUGUGCGACCGGGUGGAAACACGUUCCACCGGUGAGAUUCCUCCCCGAAGGCAUCGAGAAGGAGCUAGGAUUGCCUCACACUCCCUCCGAGAGCGACCUCUUUACCCCUGAAGAAGUGGCCAGGGCUGACGAGGAGAUCCUCUCCCGGUUUCCGCGCCUCAGAGACCAGCCCGUCCAGAACAAGAAGCUGAAGCCCAUCCUCGACACCAACGCACUCACCACCACCGACACCAUCAACCACUCCACCCCGCUCACGCCCUGGACUCUCUACCGCUUCAUGGUCCCGCCGUCCGCGCGCUGCCUCCAGACGCGCGACAUCGCAUUUGCCGGCGCCCUCCUCAAUUUCUCCACCUUCAUGGUCGCCCACGCCCAAGCGCUCUGGAUAACGGCCUACUUCAACGACCAGCUGCCUGCCUCCGUGGUGCCGCCCAUCAGACCGCCCCACUCGUUACAUUCACAAACAGCCACCGUCCCAACAACCGAAAGGGGAAGGAAAGCCGAGAUCAAGACCGAGAAGAUCAAGUCCCUGGCCGAGCUCCGCCGCGAAACGCUCCUGCACGCCCGUUUCGGCAGAUGGCGGUACCCGGCCGGCCACGGCGCACAGUUUCCCGACUUUGUGUUUGACGGCCUGCCGUAUCUGGACCUGUUGGUGCGGGACCUGGGGUUGAGGGUGCGUCGCAAGGGUGGGUGGCUGGCUGAGAUGGCGGAGCCGUAUGGCCCGGAGGAUUAUCGGAAUUUGGUGGAUGAGUUUGUUGCGCGUGUGGAGGGGGGGAGGAGAUUGCCUUAGGGUAGGGAUGGAGGGCUUGUUUAGCAUCUCGCAUUUGGGAUUUGUUAGGUGACGUUGGUUUCAGGGCUUUGGAUGGUAAUGGGCCGGAUUGUGUUGUGUGUUUGAUGGCUGAUGAUACCAUGAACGUUUUGUAGUGUUGAUUGAGUUUGGGGACAUGACUGGGUAUGGGUCUUGCGUUUGCU